GCGCCCGGGGCGGCAGCGCGCGGUGGGGGGCCGUAGGGGUGCGCGCCGGCCCUAGUGGACGCCGCCGUGGCCGCCAUGCAGCUGACUGUGAAGGCGCUCCAGGGCCGCGAGUGCAGCCUGCAGGUGCCGGAGGACGAGCAGGUGUCCACGCUUAAGCAGCUGGUCUCCGAGAAGCUGAACGUCCCCGUGCGCCAGCAAAGGCUGCUGUUCAAGGGCAAGGCCCUGGCAGAUGGGAAACGACUGUCGGAUUACAGCAUCGGGCCCAAUUCCAAGCUGAACCUAGUGGUCAAACCUCUGGAGAAGGUGUUACUGGCGGAGGGCACUGCUCGGAGACUGGCCGACUCACCACCCCCGCCCGUCUGGCAUCUGAUCUCCAAAGUCCUGGCCCGCCACUUCAGCGCAGCCGAUGCCAGCAGGGUCCUGGAACAACUACAGAGGGAUUAUGAGAGGUCCCUGAGCCGCUUGACCCUGGAUGACAUCGAGCGCUUGGCCAGCCGCUUCCUGCACCCUGAAGGGACUGAGGCUAUGGAGAAGGGCCUUUCCAAAUAGCAUUCGUGGACCGUGGGGAGGACCCAGAGGCCGGGCCACAGCUGCAUGUCGCAUUAAAUGUGUUCUCAUGUUGCAGUCUGGCUCAUGAUAAUAGUAGCUACCAUGGACCUGGCUCUUGCUAGGUGCUAGGCACUACUCAAAGUACUCGGCCUGGGCUCGCUCCCACACCCUGCAGAAGAGGUGAGACAGCACAGUGGAGGCCCCUAGCGAUGAAGUGGGGAGCCGGAAUCGCAGUCCAGCCAGCUUCCAGCGGUGCCUCACUGUGAGGAGAAAGGGGCUGUUUGGAAGCACGGGCUGUGGCAUUUCACACUUAGCCCACUGAGAAUCAGCUUUUCAAUGAGGCCUUCCCAAGCCUGGCCCCUGCCGCCCAGUCCUGCUACCCUGGAGCCCUGCUGGGUCCAGCAGAGCCCUCGGCUCACCUUCACAGGACCUCACCUUCACAGGACGCCAAGGGGCAGGCAGCCCUGGGCUCCCUCAGCUGCUCUUGACGAAGGAAAGGCAGGUUGGGAGCCUGGGAGAUGCAAAGUUACCCAAGCUUGGUGGUGUCACCUUGGGCAAGGCACGCUGCCAUUUCGGUUCCCCAGCCAUCGACUCUGUACAGUGAGGGCCAGCCCUCCAACCUGAAUCCAGUUCCUUCAUCCUUACCCCAGCCCGGGGCAGGAGUCUCUGUAGUGCUCCUCUCCUUGUGUUCAAUAAACAAACUGAAGCCAAAAAUGACACAGUGGCCCGAGAUGUGGUGUCCUAGGCCUUGGUGACACAGCUCUUCUUUGGGGCAUGCUGUCUGUUCAACUCCUUCUGGAAGUGGGUCAUUCACGCCCAUUGGGAGCUGACAUGUGACUUAGCAAGGCAGUGUCAGUUAGGAGUCGCCCACAGCCUGGAAGGUAAAUAGAUGCUUCCCCCCUCACUGGGGUGCCAAGGCUUUCACUUUGCGUGGCCCUCCCUGCCAGAGAGGAAAACUCAGGUUGCUGGGGAGGGGACAGAGGUGUGUGCUGGUGGCACUAGCUCCUCUUUCACCCUGCCCGGAUGCACUGCAGGGCAUCUGAGCACCUGCUCCCUGGGGGAGGACCCCUGGGACAGUGGAGGCUGGAAGGGAACCACACAGGAAUGGCGCUCAGCGUGCACAGGGCUGCACCUGCCUUCCGGGCCUGAGGCCCACCUGCCCGGGCCUCAUGGGGCUGACACUAGGUCCCCAGGCUGGAAGAAUGGACAGAGGCCUGACGGGAGAACGCUUUGAAGAGCAGCCAAAAACCUCUGGGGGUCUCAAGCCACAGGGCUGCAUUUAGAAUUAUGGUCCGGUCACUCAGAGGAUAAACUUAGCACUGCUCUCAUUUACUUUGAGUCAGGAAACUUCGUUUGCACCAAAAGGAACCAUGAUAGCUAGACGGCUUUGGGUUUCCGAUAAUUGGUUUAAUAUUGAAGGGAAUUGGUUCUGUCAGUUAUGGAAACUUGCUGGCUUCUGAAACUGAAAAGCCCAGAAGUACUGGCCGUGGCUGAGUAGUUUCCCCAACUACCGAGUUUCUUCUUGCCUCCCUCUGCGUUUCCCGCUAUCUGCUUCGUCUCAGGCCGCUACCUCCAAGGACUGAAAGAUGGCUGCCUGCUACUUCCAUGGAAGCCCUGGUUCGCAGCCCACACCGAGGAGCACCUUCUCCUGCAGCUUCUGUCUCAGAUGUCCCCAGCAAAUAAACACUGUCAUCUCAUUGGU
Molecule: messenger RNA, 2251 nt
Organism: Lepus europaeus (European hare)
Lineage: Eukaryota; Metazoa; Chordata; Mammalia; Lagomorpha; Leporidae
Gene: UBL4A
Product: ubiquitin like 4A
Exons: 4
Coding region: 76-549 (157 amino acids)
Biological process (GO): post-translational protein targeting to endoplasmic reticulum membrane
Molecular function (GO): protein binding
Source: RefSeq, a predicted model, not a curated record